ACUGCUUCUAUUGUUUUCUCGAUUGAUUUCAACCCACUGGAAGCGUACCCGCUGAAAGUGUAUCCGCUUCAAUUUCCACCAAGCUUCCAGAAUUCAAGAUUCUUAUCCAUGGUAGAAAAUCUUGGUUCUGGUAGUUGAUGCAUCCUCGACUUGAUGGACAAGGGGGGGCGGAGUUGAAACUUAGUCGAACCCCUCCCCAUGCCCGAUUGAGUCGUCUUCGUGACCGAUGAUUGGCCGAGGGAGACUUCCGAAGCACGGAGUGGUCUCCGGAAGUCUACACUAUCCAACCAAACAACGAUAACGGUCUCCCGUCUGCAUGUCAAACUGAUGAUCCACUAGGGGACCACGGACAUGAAGGGGUUCAAAUCAUUCAAAGGGUCCAGACCCUAUCAUCUAUGAGACGCCCCUCCCGGAGACAAGCCCGAAGCUUUCGGUUCAGGUCAGCCAUGUAGACAGAAGAGGCACCGCAGGCCUCCUGGCUUCUGCCGGCGUCUACCUGCUGCUCCACGGUUCUGAAGCGGGGCUGUCCGAUGCUCAAGCCACCUUCCCCCCCCUGUGGCAUCGGGGGAGGCCAACGCGCUCUCCAUCUUGUCGUCUUGACAGGCCCUGUGUUCAGGGUCCUGCAUGGUUUGACAUGGGCUAGUGGGCGGUGGGUUUUCUUGCCGUCAAUCCGUUUUUUUCUACUUUCCCCGAUUUGUCCAGUAUCAUUCGAUCGAUCUCUCGACGCGAAUACCCUUGACGACCUCGUCGAUCGAGAAGUUCCCUACAUCGAAAACCAAGAACUAGUCGGGUUCGAGCUAACGCGUUCUUCGUGUUGGGUUUCUCACCUAACUCAUAAGGGAUCAUAGUCGCCUCAAAGGCAAUGGAUGUGUUCACACCAUGUUCCGCUUUUGAAUCACGAAUGUCGACAAUCCUUCCCCAUUCUUUCGUCGAGAUCUACCGCAUUAUCGAAGCAAGUCCCACCAGAGCCUGGCAAGCAAGCCACAGUGGCCACUGAUCACGGGAUGCCCAACCACGUUCGGUCCAAGUCGGAGCUGACCCGCCAGCGGGAAGUUUUCAAAUACGCUUCGUCCAUCUUAUCCAAUAUCGACGUUCACGAAGAUGGUAUCCCACAAACAAACGAGCCACGAACUGUAUCCGACAACAUCGCGCUCACGGCAUUCGCCCAGCUGUGCGCCUGCCAGACAGGCACAUCUCGAUCUUUCAUUUCACUAUUCGACGAGAAGCAUCAGUAUGUAGUUGCCGAAGCCACUCCGAGCCUCCCGCUCGUGCCUAGCAUCAUGCACGAAGACCUAUGGUUCUGUGGUCAUGCCUUUCCCCGACGCAACGGCAUUUGCGAACACACCCUGUUUGAAGCCGACAAGGUCCGCGACAAUGGCAGUCACAAGCCUGCUGAGCUCCCUGUUGUGGUGAUCCCCGACCUCACAACAGAUACACGCUUCAAAUCGAAAGCCUGCGCCAUCGGUGACCCUGAACAACCUCCCCGGUUCUACGCGUCGGUCCCUAUUCGAACGUCAAAAGGAGUCAGCAUAGGCGUAAUCUCUGUGAUGCAUCCUGUGCCUAUUGCGACUUGGUCCAAAGUCGAAACCCAGAUUUUGAGGAACAUCUCCAAUGUCGUCAUGAGCUACCUCGAAGGCAACAGAACGACUGCUCAUUUACGCAGCGAACGUAUGAACAAGGGAAUCUCGGCUUUCAUGGAAGAAAACUUUAGCUUGUCGGGAAGCCAGCUGGGACCUUCUGCUGCCGAUCUGGGUCAACCGGGCAUGUCAAGCGACACCUCCAAUACCGCCCCCCAACACCUCAGGGACAGACUGAACCUCAAUUCUCCAGAGCCUCCACCCUCGUCGACAGGCUCGGACACGGCUGACACUCAACCAACGCCACUCUCGGAACUCGACGACCCUUUCUCCACGAUUUCUCCAUUGGAAGCAGUACUGACCGGGGACACAUCGAUACCCAGCAACCCGAGCCCUGCGAGUAGCCCGAGCCCUACCUUGCCUACCAUCCAACCAGCGACCAUGUCGGCCUUCGAGAUUCAGAUGCAUGCGGAAACAUCGCGGAAGAGCGCCAUAAAUCUCAUCUUCUCCAAUGCCGCAGAGAAGAUCAGGCAAGCCACGGAUGUCGAAGGUUGCCUCUUCCUUGACGCUACCCCGGGGGGCUUUGGCGCCCUUAGGAGUCCGGCUGUAGAGGACCCCAGUGCGCAGCUGGGUUCGUCUUAUAACAGUAGCGACGAGGGCACUGAUUCUUCGGACAGUCAGUCAUGGCCACCGGCACGAGUCCUUGGGUUUUCAACAUCUGAAAGGGGGGGUAUUGAUGGCCCUGAGCACAUCACACGCCAUGCGGCCGUUGCGGAAAAGCUACUUGCAACACUCGUGAGAAGAUACCCCAAGGGAAAACUGUUUACUUUCGACGCAAGCGACAACCUUCAUCCCACCGACUCAUCAGAAGAGGACCGGCUCAGGGCGCUCUCGACACUGCAAGAUCAUCUGUUGCAAAGUCGUGGCGGCCAUGCGCGUCAAGGCCCUCGGAGCAAGCCUUGGGCUAGACAGAACGAAGGCCGAGAUCUUCUUCGGAUCUUUCCAGGAGCCCGUAGCGUUGCGUUUGUUCCCGUAUGGGACCCACGGAAGAACAGAUGGUAUGCCGGCGGCUUUGUCUACAGCCGACAAACCAAGCGUGUUUUCACCGUCGAGGGAGAGCUCAGUUACUUGAGAGUUUUUGGCAUACUCGCCAUGACGGAGACCCUGCGCCAUGAGUUAAUACUCGACGAAAAGGCUAAAUUCGAUGCGCUCAGCUCUAUGUCCCACGAACUACGGUCUCCUCUUCACGGCAUCAUCCUUGGAAUCGAGCUUCUCAAUGAUACGGAUUUGAGCGUUGCCCAGGGUGACAUAGCUCAUACGCUUGAAGCCUGUGGCAGAACUCUUACUGACACUUUGGAUCAUCUUCUCGACUACUCCAAGGUCAACAACUUCCAGACAACUCGGCGUCCGCUUGCUAGGGGCUUGCGCCAUGGCAAGCCCCAAUCUAUCGGUGCCGGCAUGAUGACACUGAACUCCAACGUACAAAUCGACGUUCUUGCCGAAGAGGUCAUGGAUAGCGUUUUCGCCGGCUUCAAUUUCCAGCACAUGUCCAUCGCGCAGCUCAAAAAGAAGAACAGAACCAGCGAUCCUGAUGUUGCUGCCAAUCAAUAUCUUGACAGCCUCAGGGCUCAAGAAGAACUCGGCCUAGGAUCAGACAAUCAACAUACCAGCCAAGUCGCCUUUGACGAUGUUAUGGUGCUUUUUGAUGUGGACCCUAACUGCUCAUGGGUUUUCGAUACUCAGCCCGGCGCCAUCCGUCGCAUCAUUAUGAACCUCUUUGGCAACGCGCUGAAAUACACGCAUAGCGGGGUCAUUAAGGUGCUUCUCGAGCAGAAGAGUCCGAAGACCGGGGGUGCCAACCGCGAACGACAAGUAACCAUCACCGUUUCUGACACGGGAUGUGGAAUCGGCGAAGACUUUCUGCGCUACCAGUUAUUUAAGCCAUUCUCUCAGGAAGACCCUCUUGCGCCCGGCACAGGCCUAGGACUAAGCUUGGUCAAGCGGAUGACCUCUCACCUCCGUGGGCGUAUGUCGGUCCAGAGCCGUGUCGGGCUGGGUACUUCGACCAGCGUGACGCUGCCUCUUUCGGUCCCUCUUACCGUCGCAACCGACGAGCCGAACUAUGCCUCCGAGGAUCCGUUCCCGCAACAGCGCUUGGAGCUAUCUGGUCUUCGCAUCCGACUAAUCGGGUUCGAAGGCAUCAUGCCGUUAGUAAACGGUGACAGCCACGACAAUCAUGCAUCCAUCGAGAACAUUUGCCGAAAUUGGCUUCAAUUGGAAUUAGUCUCAGAAUCUCAGGCACACAAAGCAGUCCCCGACCUGAUCCUGGUUUCAGAGGACGCGCUUCAUGAGAGGACCAAAGACAAGACUCUUUCGAAGCUCCCCUGUGUCGUCGUGUGUGUCAACGCCCUUGUCGCUCAUCAGCGUUCAUCUGAGCGGAGCGAUUACAAGGGAAUUGUCGAGUUUAUCUCCCAACCCGUCGGACCCCGCAAACUUGCCAAGGUACUGCUGUUGGUUUUUGACAGAUGGGCAGCUGUACAGGCAGAAUGGGCGAGCUCAGGCCCCGACUCGCCGCUAACGCCGGCUCAAAAGACAAUCGAAACAUCGAUCAACUACCACGGGUUAGAGGCACCUCCGUUGUCAACAAACUCUUCGACUUCAGACGUUCCAAUUGUUCCUGCGAGACCAAAGCAGCCAAGGAUGCUGUCUUCCCGGCCAAAGCUUUACAAGCCCCCUUCAAUCGUGAACCUUACAUUGGAGUUCUUAUUGGUGGAGGAUAACCCGAUCAACCUUAAAAUCCUCUCCACCUACAUGAACAAGCUCGGGAGGAAGUAUCACACAGCGACCGAUGGCUUGCAGGCCGUUGAAGCGUACAAGAAGAACCCAAGCGCAUGCAAGUACAUUCUCACCGACGUGUCAAUGCCGGUUAUGGAUGGGUUUGAGGCGACGAGGCAUAUUAGAGCCCACGAGCGGCUGCUUGCCCUGAAGCCGGCGACGAUCAUUGCGUUAACAGGGUUGGCGUCGAACGAUUCGCAAAACGAGGCGUUUGGAAGUGGGAUGGAUCUGUUUUUGACGAAGCCGGUGAAGCUCAAGGAGCUCAGCUCUAUCUUGAAGUCUCGUGGGUUGCUUGGAUAAGCAAUUGGGCCAAGGCCAUGAACACCACCAAACUAAUAUGUAUUAAUAAACGAUUCAUGAAGACAGAAAAAAAAUAUCAUAG
Colletotrichum destructivum is the source of this 4794-nucleotide messenger RNA. RefSeq names its product Putative signal transduction response regulator, receiver domain, histidine kinase/HSP90-like ATPase. Gene Ontology annotation, biological process: phosphorylation; phosphorelay signal transduction system. The record is from RefSeq and is a predicted model, not a curated record. Bases 867 to 4712 code for a protein of 1281 amino acids. Gene Ontology annotation, molecular function: phosphorelay sensor kinase activity. Lineage: Eukaryota; Fungi; Ascomycota; Sordariomycetes; Glomerellales; Glomerellaceae. The transcript has 3 exons.